UACACCUCCUUAAAACCUUGAAUAGGGUUUUCUCCUUCCUCUACAGAUAAGAGUUUGAGAUCUUCAAACCUCUCUUUCUCUAUAUCUAAAAUGGCUCCUGCUUUGAGUAGAAGCCUCUACACGAGCCCUCUGACCUCAGUUCCAUUCACUCCAGCUUCUUCUCCUCGAAACCAACCUCGCCUCUCUCAUCUCCGAACCGCGUUUCUCCCUCGCGGCGGCGGUUUGAGAACCGGCGUUUCUUGUAGCUGGAACCUCGAGAAGAGAUGUAACCGCUUCGCCGUCAAGUGCGACGCCGCCGUGGCGGAGAAAGAGACGACUGAUGAAGAAGGGUCCGGUGAGAAGUUUGAGUACCAAGCCGAGGUUAGCAGAUUGUUGGAUUUGAUUGUUCAUAGCUUGUACAGUCACAAGGAAGUUUUCCUCAGGGAGCUUGUGAGUAACGCAAGUGAUGCGUUGGAUAAGCUGAGGUUCUUGAGUGUGACGGAGCCUGCUAUGCUUGGAGAUGGUGGUGACCUUGAGAUCCGUAUCAAGCCUGAUCCUGAUAACGGCACCAUAACCAUUACUGAUACUGGGAUUGGAAUGACUAAGGACGAACUUAUAGACUGCCUUGGAACUAUUGCUCAGAGUGGUACUUCCAAAUUCUUGAAGGCUCUUAAGGAAAACAAGGACCUUGGUGCUGACAACGGUUUGAUAGGACAGUUUGGUGUUGGGUUUUACUCUGCUUUCUUAGUUGCUGAAAAGGUUGUUGUGUCCACCAAAAGCCCCAAAUCUGACAAGCAAUAUGUUUGGGAGUCGGUAGCUGAUAGUAGCUCAUAUGUGAUCAGAGAAGAAACCGACCCUGACAACUUUCUACGCCGUGGAACGCAAAUUACUUUGUAUCUAAGGGAGGAUGAUAAAUACGAAUUUGCGGAGUCUACAAGAAUCAAGAACCUUGUGAAGAACUACUCUCAGUUCGUUGGGUUUCCCAUCUACACAUGGCAGGAGAAAUCAAGGACUGUUGAGGUUGAAGAGGAAGAACCAGCUAAGGAAGGAGAAGAAGAGGGUGAGCCCAAGAAGAAGAAGACUACUAAAACUGAGAAGUACUGGGAUUGGGAACUAGCCAAUGAAACCAAACCAUUAUGGAUGCGAAACUCAAAGGAAGUGACAAAGGAGGAGUACAAUGAGUUUUACAAGAAGGCAUUCAAUGAGUUCUUGGAUCCACUCGCUCACACACACUUCACAACUGAGGGAGAGGUUGAGUUCAGGAGCAUUCUAUACAUCCCUGGGAUGGGUCCUCUUAACAACGAGGACGUCACCAACCCGAAGACAAAGAACAUUCGUCUCCAUGUCAAGCGUGUGUUUAUCUCUGAUGACUUUGAUGGAGAGCUGUUCCCAAGAUACUUGAGCUUUGUGAAGGGUGUUGUGGACUCAAAUGAUCUUCCUCUCAACGUCUCACGUGAAAUUCUCCAAGAAAGCAGAAUCGUAAGAAUCAUGAGAAAGAGGCUCAUUAGGAAGACUUUCGACAUGAUUCAAGAAAUCUCCGAGAGUGAAAACAAAGAGGAUUACAAAAAGUUCUGGGAGAACUUUGGUAAAUUCAUUAAACUGGGUUGUAUUGAAGACACUGGCAACCACAAGCGUAUCACACCGCUGCUUAGAUUCUACAGUUCCAAGAACGAAGAGGAGUUGACAAGCUUGGAUGAGUACAUCGAGAACAUGGGAGAGAACCAAAAGGCUAUCUACUACCUUGCCACCGACAGCCUCAAAAGUGCCAAGUCAGCUCCGUUCCUGGAGAAGCUCAUUCAAAAGGACAUUGAGGUUCUAUACUUGGUUGAACCUAUCGAUGAAGUUGCUAUUCAGAACUUACAAACCUACAAGGAAAAGAAGUUUGUUGAUAUCAGCAAAGAAGAUUUGGAACUUGGUGAUGAAGAUGAAGUCAAGGAUAGGGAAGCUAAACAAGAGUUCAAUCUUCUCUGUGACUGGAUGAAGCAACAGCUCGGUGACAAAGUUGCCAAAGUCCAAGUCUCGAAUCGUUUGAGCUCUUCUCCCUGUGUGCUUGUCUCAGGCAAAUUCGGGUGGUCGGCUAAUAUGGAAAGGUUAAUGAAGGCACAAGCUCUUGGAGACACUUCAAGCUUGGAGUUUAUGAGAGGUAGGAGAAUCCUUGAGAUCAAUCCAGAUCAUCCUAUCAUCAAAGACUUGAAUGCGGCUUGUAAGAAUGCACCUGAGAGCAGUGAAGCAACUAGAGUGGUUGAUCUCUUGUUUGACACUGCUAUAAUCUCGAGUGGAUUCACUCCUGAUAGUCCAGCCGAGCUGGGGAACAAGAUUUAUGAGAUGAUGGCUAUGGCUGUUGGAGGAAGAUGGGGACGCGUUGAAGAAGAAGGAAGCAAGAAUGUGAAUGAAGGAGAUGACACAAAAGAUGGAGAAGCAGAAGUAAUUGAACCAUCUGAAGUCAGGGCAGAGAGUGAUCCGUGGCAAGACUGAUUCAAACCUUUCUUUUUUUAGUCUUCUACAGUGUUUUUUUGACACAAAAUGCUUUGCUAAACUAGGAUUCUCUUCCUUGUGUUGGGCCUUGGGUGAUAUCAUUGGCCUAGUUAAACCUCGUUAUUGGAGAUUAUGCAAUAUUCCUCUUAUAGACAAAAUUCAAUUACCAUAUAUUCCCCUAAGAA
Messenger RNA from Brassica rapa (field mustard), 2639 nucleotides. Its product is annotated as heat shock protein 90-5, chloroplastic. Gene Ontology annotation, biological process: protein folding. The record is from RefSeq and is a predicted model, not a curated record. Gene Ontology annotation, molecular function: ATP binding; ATP-dependent protein folding chaperone; ATP hydrolysis activity. NCBI's taxonomy places the organism in Eukaryota, Viridiplantae, Streptophyta, Magnoliopsida, Brassicales, Brassicaceae.